This is a messenger RNA of Manduca sexta (tobacco hornworm), 1594 nucleotides long. It is a transcript of the gene Arl2, whose product is annotated as ADP-ribosylation factor-like protein 2. Gene Ontology annotation, molecular function: GTP binding; GTPase activity. Gene Ontology annotation, cellular component: microtubule cytoskeleton; cytoplasm. The record is from RefSeq and is a predicted model, not a curated record. Lineage: Eukaryota; Metazoa; Arthropoda; Insecta; Lepidoptera; Sphingidae. The transcript is spliced from 5 exons. Gene Ontology annotation, biological process: protein folding. Bases 439 to 993 code for a protein of 184 amino acids.
CACCUUAGAUUUUUUCACAAUCAGUCAGACCGCAGUAAAAGUUGUAAUCAGAGACAGAUAUUUUUGCGCGUGUGUUAUUAUAUUCUAGAUAAAUGUGUUUAAACAUGCGAAAAGUACACAAAAUAAUCUAAAAAACUGUUAUCAAAUCUUUGUUUUGGUGAUAUUAUGUCGUUAAGAUUUGUGAAACGUCACGUAAACAAUAUUUUAACACCUAAAGUGCUAAUGUUAUCAAUGUAUUGCAUAAUACAUCCACAGAUUAAAUCGGUACGCCAGGGUACGUUUAUGAUUAAAUUAUUCUAUAACUGACAGCCCUGACAGUGCAGACCAAAGGUGCAGACAAUCACAAGUCAAAAAUCAAACGUUGAGUCAGAAAUAGACGUAAACAUGCAAAUUUUGAGAAAGUAAAAUACAAGAAGCUAAAGUUAAAACUUAUCAAGAAUGGGAUUCCUGACAAUUUUGAAAAAACUCCGUCAGAAGGAGAAAGAAAUGCGUAUACUUAUGCUUGGUUUAGACAAUGCCGGUAAGACUACGAUACUGAAGCGGUUCAAUGGCGAGCCCAUAGACACGAUCUCACCCACCCUUGGAUUCAACAUAAAGACUCUGGAGCAUCGGGGAUUUAAACUCAAUAUUUGGGAUGUUGGUGGACAGAAAUCUCUGAGAUCCUACUGGAAGAAUUACUUCGAAAGCACAGAUGGAGUAGCGUGGGUGGUGGACAGUGCAGACGCGCGACGGCUGUCGGACUGCGCGCGAGAGCUGCACUCGUUGUUACGAGAGGAGAGGCUCGCGGGCGCCACUCUGCUUGUCUUAGCUAACAAAGCCGAUUUACCUGGGGCACUGACUGUUCAGCAGAUUAAAGAGGCUCUAGACCUGGACAGUAUAAAGACGCACCACUGGCGCAUCGUGCGGUGCUCCGCAGUCACCGGGGAGAACCUCCUCGACGGCAUGGACUGGAUGUUGGACGACAUCGCCUCCAGGAUAUUCACAUUAGACUAAUCUCAGUGCUGGUUAGCCAGAAUGAUCUUUUUACAACGGAAGUAAUUUCGCCCAGAGAAUGUAAUUCCAUAAUUUUAACAAAGACUUAUGUCAAUACAUGACAGAUGUAGAAAUGCUUUAGGUUUUUUUAGAAAAUGUAUUACAUUUUAUGGGAUAUCUGUCUUAUAAUUAUUUGCGCUUUUAAUAUUCUAAUAAGAACAAAGUUUAUUGACGUGUGCAGCUUGACAGAAUUUCAUAUUAUGUGUCACACAGCUAUGUGACUGUAAGAGAUCUAAUAAAAACAUGAAUACAUACUUUGUUAUGCUGCACUGAGUCAGUUAACUAUAGAAAAAUAAAAUCAAUGUGAUUUUUCUUAGUACAGAAUGUUGAUUGAUUAUGCUAUUUAUUUAGAAGCAAUCGUUUUGCUAUUAAAAUAUGAAAAUUAAAUGUAUGUCAAAUGGCAUGUUUAACAACUAUUGCACGAAAAUGUAAUAAAUAAGCACUUGGCUUUUUUUUUACUACUCUCGCUUGAAAUGUUUCUCUUAUUUAAAGGAAAUAUUUAUAACCUGUGAUGAUUUUAUAAAUUCCUUGUCUAUUAAUAAACAUUUUUUUUACAAACUUA